This is a messenger RNA of Elaeis guineensis (African oil palm), 1090 nucleotides long. Its product is annotated as cytokinin riboside 5'-monophosphate phosphoribohydrolase LOG1. Gene Ontology annotation, biological process: cytokinin biosynthetic process. Gene Ontology annotation, cellular component: nucleus; cytosol. Gene Ontology annotation, molecular function: hydrolase activity, hydrolyzing N-glycosyl compounds. The record is from RefSeq and is a predicted model, not a curated record. Lineage: Eukaryota; Viridiplantae; Streptophyta; Magnoliopsida; Arecales; Arecaceae.
GUAAAAACAAAAAGCCACCGUACGGAUGGCAGGUCAAUUUCCCCUUAGAACAAAAAAUAAAAAUAAAACCUAUUUCUCGAGGCUGUUCAAUGGAUUUAUAUAAAGCCCUCUUCUCCUUGCCAAACUUCCCCCCGGCCUCCUCGCAUUGCAGACUUAGAGGAGAACAGGAAACUUCUCUCUUGCCCCACUUGUUAGAUAGAGAGAGUUGUCAGAAUCCAUAGUUCACAGCCUUGUUCCUCUAGUUUAGAAACAGGAUAAGAGAUCAUAGAGAUGGAAGCCGAGGGAGAAGCUAAGGUGGCGAUAAGCACAAAGAGAUCAAUCUCGCGGUUCAGACGUGUGUGUGUGUUCUGUGGGAGUAGCCCUGGGAAAAAGGCCAGCUACCAGCUCGCAGCCAUUCAGCUUGGCAAUGAAUUGGUAGAGAGGAACAUAGAUUUGGUCUAUGGUGGAGGGAGUGUUGGUCUCAUGGGUUUUGUCUCACAAGCCGCCCAUAACGGUGGCUGCCAUGUCUUGGGGGUAAUUCCUAGGACCCUAAUGCCAAGAGAGAUAACAGGAGAGACAGUAGGAGAGGUGAGAGCUGUCUCGGGCAUGCACCAAAGGAAGGCCGAGAUGGCACGGCAAGCUGAUGCUUUCAUCGCGCUCCCUGGUGGCUACGGAACCUUAGAAGAACUCCUUGAGGUGAUCACUUGGGCUCAGCUGGGUAUCCAUGACAAGCCGGUGGGUUUGUUGAAUGUUGAUGGGUACUACAACACCCUACUAUCUUUCAUCGACAAGGCCGUCGAUGAGGGAUUCAUCGCACCCGCUGCUCGUCAUAUUAUCAUCUCUGCACAAACUGCCAAUGAACUAUUAUCCAAACUCGAGGAAUAUGUACCCAGGCAUGAGGGGGUUGCGCCCAAGCUCAAGUGGGAAAUGGAGCAAUUAGGCCACUCUCGCAAGCCAGACAUUGCCCGCUAACCAUCUUGUAUACAUAACACCAUCUAUGAUGUAAUCUUUGUUCAAUAUUUUUUCUCCUCUAGUAUAACCACUAAGACACUUAUUAGCAAGCUAUCUGGCUUUUUUUUUGCAGUAAUGACUAAUGUAGUAUUACAUCAUC